Molecule: messenger RNA, 252 nt
Organism: Adineta ricciae
Lineage: Eukaryota; Metazoa; Rotifera; Eurotatoria; Adinetida; Adinetidae
Source: the annotation of a GenBank genome assembly
AUGUCGGAUAAGAAGACGGAUCUCACUCAUCCAGUUGGCUAUAAUCCCGGAGAACAACAUCUUGGGAAAUCAAAAGUUGACUCACACGAAGAUGGUUUGGCACCGCAAGCGGGAACACAUGGUCAGCCAAGUAGUCACAUUUCGGGACAGACAGGACCGGAAAUUUUAGGCGGAUCUGCAAGUACACGUGUUGUCGGUCAAUCAGUCGAUGAACAAUUAAAGAAUCCGUUACCAUCAAAGAGCAGUCAAUAA